Messenger RNA from Juglans regia (Persian walnut), 551 nucleotides. Its product is annotated as heat shock cognate 70 kDa protein 2-like. Gene Ontology annotation, cellular component: cytoplasm. Gene Ontology annotation, biological process: protein refolding; cellular response to unfolded protein. The record is from RefSeq and is a predicted model, not a curated record. Gene Ontology annotation, molecular function: ATP hydrolysis activity; heat shock protein binding; ATP-dependent protein folding chaperone. The transcript is spliced from 2 exons. NCBI's taxonomy places the organism in Eukaryota, Viridiplantae, Streptophyta, Magnoliopsida, Fagales, Juglandaceae. The coding region runs from base 1 to 351 and encodes 116 amino acids.
AUGUCCCUCCCCUCUGCAUCUACACGAGGCUUCCCUCCUCAGACUGAAACUGAGGUGAGUGGGUACGAUCGUAUGAGAGUGUACUGUAGUGGAUUCGAGGAGCUCAAUAUGGAUCUAUUUAGGAAGUGUAUGGAGCCUGUGGAGAAGUGUUUAAGGGAUGCGAAGAUGGACAAGAGCACCGUCCAUGACAUUGUUCUUGUCGGAGGUUCUACUAGGAUUCCCAAAGUGCAGCAGCUGUUGCAGGACUUGUUCAAUGGAAAGGAGCUUUGCAAGAGCAUUAACCCAGAUGAAGCAGUCGCCUAUGGUGCUGCUGUUGAGGCUGCGAUCUUGACUGGCGAGAGUAAUGAGUAGGUUCAGGAUCUGUUACUAUUGGAUGUCACCCCUUUAUCCCUUGGUUUGGAAACUGCUGGAGGUGUGAUGACUGUGUUGAUUCCAAGAAAUACCACCAUCCCCACCAAGAAGGAGCAGGUGUUCUCCACCUACUCGGACAAUCAACCAGGUGUCUUGAUCCAGGUUUAUGAGGGUGAGAGAACAAGGACCAGGGACAACAA